Messenger RNA from Ylistrum balloti, 894 nucleotides. RefSeq names its product sulfotransferase 1C4-like. The record is from RefSeq and is a predicted model, not a curated record. The coding region runs from base 1 to 894 and encodes 297 amino acids. The transcript is spliced from 6 exons. NCBI's taxonomy places the organism in Eukaryota, Metazoa, Mollusca, Bivalvia, Pectinida, Pectinidae. Gene Ontology annotation, biological process: sulfation. Gene Ontology annotation, cellular component: cytoplasm. Gene Ontology annotation, molecular function: sulfotransferase activity.
AUGACAACACCCGAAUUUUCACACGUGCUACCUGGUCAGCACGUGUACGAUGACGUUCUCUUCUUUGGUUAUAGCCCCCCGGACGUGCUGGACGCAGUCAAGGGCUUUUCUGUCAGGGAUGAUGAUGUUUUUAUUGUGACGUAUCCUAAAGCUGGAACAACCUGGAUGCAAGAAAUACUUUGGCUGAUUAUGAACGAGGGAGAUUUUGAAGGUGCCCACAAAAAGCCAGUCUAUUUCCGGUCACCAUUCUUAGAGUUCAAGGACGACAUCCUGAACGAGGUCGGCCUUGAGCUUGCGGAGCCGAUGCCGUCGCCUCGUGUGAUGAAAACACAUCUUCAACCAUCCAUGAUACCCCGUGAUAUUGCUCAGACAAAUUGCAAAAUGAUACUUGUAUUUCGGAACCCUAAAGAUCUGUGUGUGUCCUACUACCAUUUCUACAAGUCAAGUUCGUCUGUAGGAAACUUUAAAGGAACAUGGACAGAAUUUUUGGAAAUGUUUAAAGCUGGACACGUGGACCAUGGAUCUUGGUUUGACUUUACACGGCUAUGGUGGGAACAGAGAGACAACCCAAACCUCCAGCUAGUGUUCUAUGAGGACAUGAAAAAGAACCUGCCAGAAGUUAUAAAGACAUUAUGUAAGUUUCUGAAUAGACCACUAGAUGAUACCACUAUACAGAAGAUCGCCAAACAUUGCGAGUUUAAAAGUAUGAAGGAAAACCCCAUGACAAAUCACCUGGAUGUGUACUCUAUUGACAGCAAAAUAUCCCCUCUGCUCAGGAAAGGAGAGGUCGGAGAUUGGAUGAAUUAUUUUACGGUUGCCCAGGACAAGGAGUUUGAUUCUUUUUACAGCAAAACUCUUGGGGCAUUAGAUAUACCUUUUACUUACCAGUUGUGA